Messenger RNA from Caenorhabditis elegans, 1352 nucleotides. RefSeq names its product Cation efflux protein cytoplasmic domain-containing protein (gene cdf-2). Gene Ontology annotation, biological process: transmembrane transport; monoatomic cation transport. The record is from RefSeq and is marked reviewed. Gene Ontology annotation, molecular function: monoatomic cation transmembrane transporter activity. Gene Ontology annotation, cellular component: membrane. The transcript is spliced from 8 exons. The coding region runs from base 141 to 1223 and encodes 360 amino acids. Lineage: Eukaryota; Metazoa; Nematoda; Chromadorea; Rhabditida; Rhabditidae.
AUUCAAUAAUGAUAACAGUGCCCAUAUACAAGUUGCUCCAUUUUCUCGUACACUAUACACAACACAAUUAUUCUGCGUCUUCAAUUCUAUCAAAACAAAAUCGAUUGGCCUAAUCGGUUUCCUUUUCUCCAUAAUCCAUAAUGAUUUCUGAACGAGCACCACUACUUGAAAAUGGAGUUCCUCACAUUUAUAAUACAGACGAAGGUAGAAAAACCACAGUCACCUAUGAUAACUUUCAUUGCCACGAUGAAGCUGACUCAACAGAUUCACAUGAUAGCAAUCGGAGAGCAACGCGAAUUUUAUGGCUCACCGUCGUGCUCUGCCUAUUUUUUAUGGUUUGCGAAGUUAUUGGUGGUGUUCUCGCGGGCUCACUCGCAAUUGUCACAGAUGCCGCACACUUGCUCACUGAUUUUGCGUCAGUGCUCAUUUCGCUGUUUUCUCUGUACAUUGCAAGACGGCCACCAUCGCAAAAAAUGAGCUUUGGGUUUCAUAGAGCCGAAGUUUUGGGAGCAUUUUUCUCAGUUUUCCUUAUUUGGAUAGUCACUGGAGUAUUAGUUGUUCUCGCAAUUAUGAGAAUUGUCAGCGGAGAUUAUGAAGUAGAAGGAGGAAUUAUGGCUUUGACAGCCGCUCUUGGAGUGGUUGUAAACUUGGUCAUGCUUGCAUUGUUGUACUUUGGUGGUCAUUCACAUUCUCACGGAGGCGGAAGCUCUCAUGGUCACUCUCAUGGUGGUGGCAACGGCGAUAACAUCAACGUCCGAGCAGCUUUUAUUCACGUUCUGGGAGACCUUUUACAAAGUUUGGGCGUUCUUGUUGCUGCCCUUUUUAUCUAUUUCCAGCCGUCUUGGGUUAUUAUUGAUCCAAUUUGUACACUUGUUUUCUCGGUUAUUGUGCUAUGCACCACUAUCUACAUAUUGAGAGAUGCUAUGAUUGUUUUAUUGGAAGGUAGACCUAGCAACAUUGACUUUGCGAAAGUAUUUUCGUCCCUUGAAGAUAUAGAAGGUGUUAAAAAGGUUCAUGACUUGAGAAUUUGGAGUUUGACGAUGGACAAGAUUGCACUCUCCGUACACUUGGAAAUUGACGCCAAUAGUCAAUCUCAGUCAAUUCUACGCGAAACUCGAAAAAUGUUGAAACAAACGUAUAAUGUACAUGAGAUUACAAUUCAAAUUGAGGAGUUUGGAGCAAAUAGGUCGGAUUGCGGAAAGUGCGAUUUCCCAACAAAAUAAGGAGGGUUAUGUGAUUACAUUUUAUUAUUGAAUGAGAUUUUUGAAUUUUAUUUAUGUAUUUGUUGUCAAUUUUUGUUUGAAAAAAAAAUGUUUCGACUCCCUGAUAAAACCAAUAACAGCACAAAAGAU